GUUGCAUCACGUGCUGGUAGUAACCCGGUCGAAUUACAUGGAACAGUAUAUUCUGUCAUUUGUAUAGACUGUGGUUUUUCCUUCCCUCGGAAUCUAUUUCAAGACCAAGUUAAGGCCCUUAAUCCAAAGUGGGCAGAAGCAAUUGAAUGUUUGGAUUAUGGUAACCCCGGAUCACAAAAGAGCUUUGGCAUGAAGCAAAGACCUGAUGGUGACAUUGAAAUUGAUGAAAAAUUUUGGGAAGAGGAAUUUCACAUCCCUACGUGUCCAAAGUGCAAUGGAGUGCUUAAACCUGAUGUUAUCUUCUUUGGUGAUAAUGUCCCCAAGGACAGAGCUGAGAAGACAAUCCAAUCUGCAAAAGAAUGUGAUGCUUUUCUCGUGCUAGGAUCAUCACUAAUGACCAUGUCUGCUUACCGGCUUGUCAGAGCUGCACAUGAGGCAGGUGCUGCUACUGCAAUUGUCAAUGUAGGAGUGACUCGUGCAGACGAUAUUGUACCUUUGAAAAUCAAUGCUCGACUGGGAGAGAUUCUACCUAGAGUACUUGACAUGGGAUCCCUCGGUGUCCCUGCCAUUGGUUGAUUUGACCUGUAAAGAGGUGUUCUGAUCUGUAGAAGCUUGCUUUGGGUUUAUCAGUAGAUAUAGAAGACCACAAGAAAUUGAGAGGUGCUGCCAAAUUCUUUUAGUUUCUCAGUCUCUGAAAUGAAAACAUGAAAAGUUGUAGCUAGUCAAUGCGAAGACAAUGGAUUUUCUGCGGGGGACGAGAAAGAUAAAGAUAAGGAGAACGUUGGAUAUGCCAAAAGGAAAUAACAUUGUUCGCUCCGCGUACAUAGAUGAUCUGGUGUCCGUGUCAUAGACGUUUAUAGACCCCAGAACAUGAAAUGCCAGUGUGACUUCAUUGAAUUGCUUUAAAGAGGGAUUUUAUUGUUUGAGCCUUAGCAUAGAGAUUCUACGCAUUGGACAUGUUUGAAAAAUGAGUAUUGCGAACAGGUAUUUGGAUGAUUGAAAUUAUGAUAUAGAAAAAUUGUGAUUAUUGUUAA
Pyrus x bretschneideri (Chinese white pear) is the source of this 1034-nucleotide messenger RNA. RefSeq names its product NAD-dependent protein deacylase SRT2-like. The transcript is spliced from 5 exons. Lineage: Eukaryota; Viridiplantae; Streptophyta; Magnoliopsida; Rosales; Rosaceae. The annotation marks the transcript as partial. Gene Ontology annotation, molecular function: NAD+ binding. The record is from RefSeq and is a predicted model, not a curated record.